UCUAUUUAACAGGAGGGGGCGGGGCUAUGUUAUACACCUGUCUCCGCCGCCAUCUAAAUCAGGCACGUAUGAACUGUGUUCUAUGGUAGCAGCGACAUCUGGCGUUUCAACUACUUCCGGUGAUGAAAUCAACUUCGGGCUAUUUGGUAGCAUCAAAGUACGGCGGGAUAAACUGAAAGACGUAGCUGCCGGGUCCCCAAUUAUCGUGAAUAAUGAAUGUGACGACGAAAUGAAACCAUAUCCAAGGGAAACAAUAGUCAAACGGGCAGAAUCCAAACUAGGAUCGAACGACUACAACGCGUUAACAUGGAAUUGUGAACACUUCGCCACGUGGUGCCGAUACGGAAAAGCCGUCUCAAAGCAGGUACCAUUCAGCAAAGGAUUAUCAAGAGAUGCCUACGUAGUACAAUUACACGGUGUUGAAGUUGUGCCACAUGGGACACUCCCGGAUGACGUCAUUACGAUUGGACACCAUCCUCAUUUCGGAAUAUUUCCUGUGCCAAUAUUUGGUGCAAUAUUAUUACCUUUUGAGGCAGCUCUCGAUACUUUGCACGAGUUGUUUAGAAAAUAACGAAAUGAACAUUUGAUAAAGUACAUACGCGUCAUGUUCUUUCUGUAGUAUCGAACUGCGUCGUUAAUUGGCCGGUAGAUAAAGUGACUGUGUGC
This is a messenger RNA of Ruditapes philippinarum (Manila clam), 666 nucleotides long. RefSeq names its product phospholipase A and acyltransferase 1-like. Gene Ontology annotation, molecular function: glycerophospholipid phospholipase A1 activity; A2-type glycerophospholipase activity. Bases 83 to 571 code for a protein of 162 amino acids. Gene Ontology annotation, cellular component: cytoplasm. The record is from RefSeq and is a predicted model, not a curated record. NCBI's taxonomy places the organism in Eukaryota, Metazoa, Mollusca, Bivalvia, Venerida, Veneridae. Gene Ontology annotation, biological process: N-acylphosphatidylethanolamine metabolic process. The transcript has 3 exons.